Molecule: messenger RNA, 1795 nt
Organism: Anguilla rostrata (American eel)
Lineage: Eukaryota; Metazoa; Chordata; Actinopteri; Anguilliformes; Anguillidae
Product: E3 ubiquitin-protein ligase CHIP-like
Exons: 8
Coding region: 453-1319 (288 amino acids)
Biological process (GO): protein polyubiquitination; cellular response to misfolded protein; proteasome-mediated ubiquitin-dependent protein catabolic process
Cellular component (GO): cytoplasm; Z disc
Molecular function (GO): protein-folding chaperone binding; ubiquitin protein ligase activity
Source: RefSeq, a predicted model, not a curated record
CUUGCCCGAACGCGCUUCCGAAUCCGCAUUGGUUUUACCGACUCCGAGAACCUCCGAUAGCAGUUGCGUCACCAUACAAGCACGGAUGAGACAUAGCCAUUCGAGAGCUGUGUGUGAUUGUUGUCAACGACAAUAAGCUAUUGAAAAUGAAGUUUAGUAAAUAUAAAUUUGAAUUUCAGCGUGCGAGAUACUGACUGUUGUUUUUUGUAAAGGAAGUGCCGAGGAAAGGAGAGACAUUUGAGAGGCCAAGACUCAGGGACCACGUCAUUGCCUGACAGUAAGUUAGGCGAAGGAGAGAGAAGCGACCUGGUCCUGCAGGGGGAGGCGGGGCUUCUGCGGGCGAGGGCGGGGCUUCGGCGGGAGGACACGGCGGGUGCCGAGCCGGAGACACGGGGAGCAGGAUAGGGAAGCAGCAGGGCGGGGCCGGCGGCGGCGCGGGGCUGGCGGAGAAGAUGGCGGGCAGCCCGGAGAAGAGCGCCUCGGCGCAGGAGCUGAAGGAGCAGGGCAACCGCCUCUUCCUCGGCCGAAAGUACCAGGACGCCUCCGUCUGCUACAGCAAGGCCAUCAACCGGAACCCCUCGGUGUCGGUGUACUACACCAACAGGGCCCUGUGCUACGUGAAGCUCCAGCAGUACGGCAAGGCCCUGGCCGACUGCAAGCACGCUCUGGAGCUGGACAGCCAGUCGGUCAAGGCGCACUUCUUCCUGGGCCAGUGCCACCUGGAGAUGGAGAACUACGACGAAGCCAUCGGCAACCUGCAGAGAGCCUACAACCUGGCCAAGGAGCAGCGGCUGAACUUUGGGGACGACAUCCCCAGCGCCCUCAGGAUAGCCAAGAAGAAGCGAUGGAACAGCAUCGAGGAGAAGCGCAUCAACCAGGAGAACGAGCUGCACGCCUAUCUCACCAAACUCAUCCUGGCAGAGAAGGAGAGGGAGCUGGACGACUGGCGGGAAAAGCAGGAGGACAAGUCGGAGGACAGCAGGAGCCGGAACGAGUCGGCCAAGAUCCAGUCCAAACACGAUAAGUACCUGUCGGACAUGGACGAGCUGUUCUCUCAGGUGGACGAGAAGAGAAAGAAACGGGAGAUCCCCGACUACCUGUGCGGGAAGAUCAGCUUCGAGCUCAUGAGGGAGCCCUGCAUCACGCCCAGCGGGAUCACCUACGACCGCAAAGACAUCGAGGAGCACCUGCAGCGGGUCGGACAUUUUGACCCCGUGACCCGCAGCCCUUUGACCCAAGACCAGCUGAUCCCGAACCUGGCCAUGAAGGAGGUGAUCGACGCCUUCAUCCUGGAGAACGGCUGGGUGGAGGACUACUGAGCCUCCGAGCUUCUCUCGAAAGGAGAAAUCAGAGAAGAAGAAGAAGAAACUUGGCGGAAGGCCAGACGGGAGACGGACCCCUAAACGAAAGCGAGAGUUGAAGCGAACAAAUGGAAUGAAACAAAAUGAGCGCGCCCUCUCGGGCGGGCGCUGAGACGGACCGCCAAAAAGCAGGAGCGCGGAGGCCCUGAACUACGACCAUCUCCUUCCAUUCUCUCUCUCUCUCUCUCUCUCUCUCUCUCUCCCUCUCUCACUCUCCCCCCCUCUCUCACUCUCUCUCUCUCUUUCACUCUCUCUCUCUGUCUCUCUCUCUCUUUCUCCCUCUCUCUCUCUCUCUCUCUCUCUCCGUCUCUCUUCUCUCUUCUUCUCCAGCCUGCACACUGCCCACCUCCUCCCUCGUUUCCCCCCCGUGGUCCCUCCUAAUAAAAUUACACUGUCCCUCUGCAGUGGGGAGCACCGUCUCCAUUUUAAUUUCA